AAAACGCGAAUAACAGCGAUAUGCUGCAUUUGUAGAUGUCGAAGGUGGCGGUGGAAGUCAUCCUCAGAAAUAUAAGGUGAAUCCAAUCGGACGUGACUGUAAAGGUAUAGUCUUCUAAAUACGUCGGAGUUUUCGUUUUACAACAGUGUUUGUCAGGUUAAGAGAUGAGCACGCUGCUGUUUGUUGAUCAGGAGAACUUGGGGCUGGGGCUGCCUCCCACCAAGGACCGCCUGCGACUGAAGUCUGCACCUGAGCUCCAGGCAGACCGGGUGUUCAAGACGCCAUGCACGCCCUUCACACCCCUGCCGCGGCCUGCGCUUGGCUUCCUGAAGAAGGCUACACACACCCCAAACACACUCAGCUCCCUGAAGGCCACACACACCCCAAAUGUGCGCCUUAAGAGGGACUCUCACCUGCGUUGUCGUGAGAGGGAGGCUCCGCAGCACGUUGAAGAUGAAGCGCCGGACAUGGAGAGCAUGUUCCCCUACAGACCCGACGAGUUUGAGCAGUACGGCCUGGCGGACGGCGUUGUGUACCUGAAUGCUCUUCCACUCGCUGGAGUACCACGACUGCCAUGGCAACCUCUGAUUCCAGAUACUGAUGACAUCACCUUGGAGCCUUGUGAGCCUCUGGCCCCCUUCCACACAGAGGAGCAUGGGACUGAGUUGGAUGAUUUCCUGCUGACACUUGAUGAGCUGGUUGUUGACCUCCCACCCCCUCCAGAGGAUCAGCCUGACCUUUGACCUCUGCCAUUGGGGGGUUGUGUGUACAGUUGCAGUUUUGGCCUGCCUCUUCCUGUUGUGAUUUUGUACAUUAUGUGACGUGUUAAAUAAAGUUCCCAGUUUUUAAAA
Molecule: messenger RNA, 851 nt
Organism: Alosa sapidissima (American shad)
Lineage: Eukaryota; Metazoa; Chordata; Actinopteri; Clupeiformes; Clupeidae
Gene: pttg1
Product: PTTG1 regulator of sister chromatid separation, securin
Exons: 6
Coding region: 165-743 (192 amino acids)
Biological process (GO): chromosome organization
Cellular component (GO): cytoplasm; nucleus
Source: RefSeq, a predicted model, not a curated record